CGCGCCGGCGGAGUCCUUUCAGCGGUGCACCACUGAUGUAACGCUGACUUCCUGAUCGUCGAGGGUCACUCACAUGAGUUCACAGUUUGGAUCCCGAGCACUUUGAGGAGCCGAGUCUUAUUUUCACGGUCGUUGAGUUUGAAUGAUGUUACGGUCGCUGUGUCGAGCCGGAGGAGCCAUUUUACAGCAAACCCAGAGGACUGCGCCGAGGUUGUGGGUGACACCAGCGCAGCAGCGAUGGGCGUCCAGCCUGCCCAUGAACACCGUGGUCCUGUUUGUGCCCCAACAGGAAGCCUGGGUGGUGGAGAGGAUGGGUCGCUUCCACCGAAUCCUAGAGCCGGGUUUGAAUUUCCUCAUACCCUUACUUGACCGAAUCCGCUACGUUCAAAGCCUCAAAGAGAUUGUGAUCGAUGUCCCGGAGCAGUCUGCGGUUUCUCUUGAUAAUGUCACACUACAGAUUGAUGGAGUUCUCUACCUAAGGAUCCUAGACCCUUUUAAGGCCAGUUACGGUGUUGAGGAUCCAGAAUAUGCCGUCACACAGUUGGCCCAGACCACCAUGCGUUCAGAACUGGGCAAACUCUCACUGGACAAAGUUUUCAGGGAAAGGGAGUGCCUCAAUUCCAACAUCGUCCACUCCAUCAACCAAGCUUCAGAUGACUGGGGAAUUCGUUGUCUCCGUUAUGAAAUCAAAGACAUACACGUUCCACCUCGGGUCAAAGAGUCCAUGCAGAUGCAGGUAGAGGCUGAGCGCAGAAAGAGAGCCACGGUGCUGGAGUCUGAGGGGCAGAGAGAAGCAGCCAUUAAUGUCGCAGAGGGAUGUAAACAAGCUCAGAUUCUGGCGUCAGAGGGAGAAAAAGCAGAGAAGAUCAACAAUGCGACUGGUGAGGCUCAAGCUGUAGUAGCCAAAGCUGAAGCAAAGGCCAAAGCCAUCCGUAUGUUGUCAGAGGCUCUGACCGAGCAGAAUGGAAAUGCCGCAGCCUCACUAAAUGUGGCCGAGCAGUACGUGUCUGCUUUCUCAAACCUCGCCAAAGAGUCCAACACCAUCCUUCUGCCGUCUAACACUGGCGACAUCAGCAGCAUGGUCACACAGGCCAUGACCAUUUACAGCACGUUGGCGAAGCAGAGCCCACGCGUAACAGCGGAGGCGGCGCCGUUGGAGAACAGGGAGGAGCUGCAGAACCAAUCAACAUCGAUUCAGUAGUAGAGGAAUCAAAAUGAACUCAAAGUAGUGACACGGAACCAGGGGGAAACUGUUUAUGGUUAAGUUAUCGGGAGCUUCAAGGCAUCGCUGUGGGACAGAAGCUCACACACCUUCUACUGGCUGAUUGAGAAGAACUGCAAAUUUAAAUAACUCUUCCAAUGUCACAUCUUGACCACACUAUGACAGAAUAUUGGUAAAACUUUCAGACCUGGUUAAUGUUUUGUAAAUGCGGUAAUCACAGUCAGUCCAUGUCAACCAUCUGCCUUGUUUGUUUACAGAGAUCGAUUCAGUUCUUCAGCAGCUCUGGGACCAGCAACUUUGAGUUGCUCAAUGUGACGUCUCAGAAUGGUUGGAAGUCCCUGAGAAAGUAAUUUAUUCUCAAUUUGACCCAUGUGAUUAAAAAUGUUUUUCCCUCAGCAAAGCUAAACCAGUAUAUGCUUAAGAAAGAGAGAGUAAAACCAUUAAGAAAUAUUUCCCUCUAAAUAAUUAGUGGACAAAGUCGGCCCCAGAAACAUGUUCCUGUUCUCAUCAGUUAUAUUUACCAGUUAUUUUCGUCUCUUAUGUCUUUUGGGAUAUAUAGUAUUUGUUGAAUUUCAUGGUUCUCUGCAAAAUUUGAGUUUGUCAUUUCAUAGGUCUCUGUAAUGAUAAGAUGAAAUUGGUACAGAAGACUUGAUGUGGUGGAAAGGAAAGUUGUGAAGCACUUGUUUAGGAUUAAUGAUAUAAGAUUUAUUAUGUUGCAACGAAGGACAAACUCCCAGCAAAAUAAAAUACAUAAAAAUUGUUACACUGGU
Messenger RNA from Paralichthys olivaceus (Japanese flounder), 1992 nucleotides. It is a transcript of the gene stoml2, whose product is annotated as stomatin (EPB72)-like 2. Lineage: Eukaryota; Metazoa; Chordata; Actinopteri; Pleuronectiformes; Paralichthyidae. Gene Ontology annotation, cellular component: mitochondrion; membrane. Gene Ontology annotation, biological process: mitochondrion organization. The record is from RefSeq and is a predicted model, not a curated record.